This is a messenger RNA of Linum tenue, 211 nucleotides long. Lineage: Eukaryota; Viridiplantae; Streptophyta; Magnoliopsida; Malpighiales; Linaceae. The record is from the annotation of a GenBank genome assembly.
CUCCACUUACAUGAUGUUGGAAUCUGCAGAAAAAUUUGAAAGUGCGUUUGAUCUCAUGCAUCAAAGUCCACAAUAUUCUUCUUUUCGAGAUUAUCUAGAUUCAAAGAAGGGUCUUCCAUCUUCAGAAGAUUGGCAGAGUAUUAGGCGGUUAAUGAAGUACUUGAAAUUUUUUUGUGAGCUGAUCAUUCGUGUAUCAGGAUCAUCAUAUGUG